This is a messenger RNA of Meloidogyne enterolobii, 303 nucleotides long. Lineage: Eukaryota; Metazoa; Nematoda; Chromadorea; Rhabditida; Meloidogynidae. The record is from the annotation of a GenBank genome assembly.
AUGUUAUCUGCUACAUUUACUGCAGCCAAUUUCCGUAACCGUUCACUGUCUCACAAUUCAAUUAUUAACAAAAAUAAUCAAGUAAAUCAGCAAAAUAUUUUAAAUAAAGAAAAUGACUUAUUCCGGCUCAGAACAGAAUGUUGUUUUGACAAACAAUUAUUGCCUUCUUCAAAAAAUACCAUUGCUUUAUCUUCAUCGUUACCAUCACAAUUAGCAAAAAAUAAAUACAUGUCAAAAUCUUGGGCAAAAAAGGAGGGAUGUGUUAAAAAGGAAUUAAGGGGUAUCUUACAAUUUAAUUAUUAA